GAAGAAGAAGAAAAAAAAAGAAAAAAAAGGGGGCGGGGUUUUGUUGGAGGCAAAAACCCAGAGAGGGGCUGUCGUUGUUUGCAGUUAAAACCAACAUCGGAAUUCAAUAAUUCUUUGCGGUUGACAGUGAAACGGACGGAAGAAUCAAAGGAAACAUGGAUGGAGGUGAAGACCAAAACGCAAGCACCACUAAUGGAAAUCCUCAGACGAGUGGGAACUCCCGUGCUCCGCAGAUAGCCCACAUGUCUCUGUAUGAGAGACAGGCUGUACAGGCUCUCCAGGCACUGCAAAGACAGCCUAAUGCAGCUCAGUACCUCCAGCAGCUCAUGCUGCAUCAGCAGAUCAAUAAUGCCCAACUCCAUAACCUGGCUGCGGUGCAACAGGCCACACUUGCAGCUAGUCGACAGUCCAAUACCCUGAGUAACAGCAUGUCUCAGGCACCGACCACAGUUAACCUUAGCACCACGUCUGCAGUGGGGACAAUGACUAAUCCCCGUCCCCACGGCCCGGCCACCUCUGCAACGACUCCAACUCUCAACCAGUCAGUGUUGCUGGGUGGAAACUCGGCGGGACAGGGACAGAUGUAUCUUAGGGUCAACCGCUCUCUCAGGGCUCCCCUUGCUUCUCAGCUCAUCUUUAUGCCUGGUGGUACAGCAACAGCUACUGUAGCAACAGUGGCCCAGACACAGCCUCAGCAGCAACAGCAACAGCAUGAAGUAGCACCUACCACUGCCAACACCCAGUCUGACAAUGAUCAGGUGCAGAACCUGGCCCUACACUGUGCCUCCACUCCCAGAGCUGUUUCUGUCAAGUCUGAGCUCCCGGAGAGGAAAGAUGGGGCCAGCUUCCUCGGUCAGCAGCAGCAGACUUUCUCACAGGCAGCUCAGCAGCAGCAAGUACAACCACAACAGCAACAACAAAUGGUCAAACCCAAUUUCACUCAGCAGUCCGCUGCCAACACUAUGACUGUAAAAACCGGAAACCAGGCCAUGACCGUCACCCCUGCUGCUUCUGUAGCUCCAUCCUCCACCUCCUCCGCAGCACUCCCUCUCUCACAACUCCUCUUGUCCUCCUCUGCCGCCCCUGUGAUCUUGGUGCCCACCUCAAAUGUUCCUACCUCCACCCAGGGCUACCCCAUCGGCUCAGUGACCCCAAAGGCCAACGUCAACACGCAGACCCUGGUGGUGCAGCCGCUACAACAGGCCAGCACUACUGCAGACAAAGGGCCUGUGCCUAUCCAGCCCAAGACAGCUCAGGGACACCGUUUACCUGUGCAGUUGCCCCCUAGACACCCACUUCCCAUUCUCCCUGCACCACCUAGCAACAACCAAGCCACCACUGGAGGACACAACCCUCCGCACAUCCCUGUGCAGCUUGUGGGAGCGAGGCAGGGCUUAGUAGGAAACGCCCAGGCUGUUGCCCUGGCUCAGGCACGAAGCAACACAGCCCAGGAAAUCACAGCUGGUGGAAAUUUUAACCAAACGUCAAACAACAGUGCCAUGACAAAGCCUGCCAUUGGCUCUCUGAAGAGGAAAUCUGACAGUGAUGCACCAAACGACAUGGCGAUAGAAUCAUCAGACUCUGCACCAGUGAAAGACUUUGCUCCUCCCUUAUCCCCUGCCCCUACAAAGGACUCGGCUCCUCCCGUAACCGCUGCAUUCUCAUCUCCUCCCACCCUGUCCUUACCUCUGCCCCUGCCAAGAGUUGGGCAUGGGGACAAAGACAGAGCGCCUGUUCCCCAGGCCGUGGUCAAACCCCAAGUGCUCACCCACCUCAUAGAGGGCUUUGUUAUCCAGGAGGGAGCAGAACCCUUCCCGGUUGCUGGACUCCUCAAAGACAGAGAUUUUGCUCUGGUUAGCCGCUCAGAAAAUGGACCUCCAUUGUUGAAGUGUGAAUACUGUGGAAGCAUCGCACCAGCCAGUCAAUUCAGAGGAUCAAAGAGGUUCUGUUCAAACACUUGUGCUAAGAGGUAUAAUGUGAGUUGCAGUCAACACUUCAAGACGAGCAGAGGCAGAAGUGGUGCAGGACUGGCAUCGCCUCCAGCAUCUUCUGAGAGCGCUGCAAGGCGCAGGGGCCCCUCACGCAGGAACAGCUCUAAUAUCGCCUGCAAUAAAAUGUCAAGCAGGCAUCUACCUGUCAAGUGUCACUCUGAGUCCAGUCGUUCGGAGGACGUGUCCAGUGAUGGGGAGGAAGAGGAAGACGAUUCUCCUUCACUUUCCCCAACCUCUUCACACUCCUGCUCUCGAGCAGACCACAGCGCUCCGCAGUCGGACAGUUCAGCUCCUGGUAGCCUCCCACUGGAGGGCGCCAACUUCCUCUCAGCAACUCCUGGUCAGUGGAGCGUUGAAGAAGUCUGCAGGUUCAUCUCUUCACUCCAAGGUUGUGAAGAGCUGGCUGCCCAGUUUCUGUCACAGGAAAUAGACGGACAGGCUCUCAUGCUUCUGCGGGAGGACCAUCUCAUCUCCACCAUGAAUAUCAAGCUAGGUCCUGCUCUCAAGAUCUGUGCCUCCAUCAACAGCCUGCGUGAGUGAAGAAGUCCUUGCCUAAGAGGAACGUCGGGAUCGCUUUCUCACUGAAAUCAAUACCUGGACUUGCUCCUCUGUUAGUAACAAGUUAAAAACCUAAGCCUGAGAUCAUUUUAUUUUUUUAUUUUUUUUACAAAAUAAAGGUGCUCCAUCAGUCAUGUGGUGAUAUGGAGAUGGAUAGUUUACUCUCUGGACAAUGAAUGUGUAAAAGAAACAUGUAUGCAUAUACUGUGUGCAUGCAUACAUGUGUGUAUGUGUGAGUGGUGGGCAUGGACAGUCUACCCAUAUGUGUAGUGUGUGUCACUGUGUGUAGAGACCUUUUGUAUGUAUACUAUACACCAGCCUGCAGUAAUUGGUGCUAGGUCUUCUAGCUAGAACAUGACAAAAAAAAGUUGCCUUCUUGCUGUAUUUCAAACAGUGCUUUAACUUUAGUGAUCUGAUUUCUGUCAUCAGCAACAGCCACUUCAUUUAAAUAUUUUAGUAUUUUAGAAGGUAUUUGUGUUAUAAGUUUUUUUUCACCAGAGGUUCCACCCGGGCUCCAAUCAUAUCAAAGAAAAGGACAUUCAAAGAGCCUGGUAUUUUCAUUAGUUAAUUUUACUAGUUAUUAAAAGUUUAGUUUUUUUUAUCUUUUCCAUUUUGUCAUACAAUCCAAAUUAUUUUUUCAUGGAUAUGAUAUAGUUUUAGUAGGUUUAAUCAACCUAACUACCUGAAAAUAGAUAAUCCUCAUGGUUUGCUCAUCCAAGGCCAAAGAGGAAGUGCUCUGUGUACAUGAAUGCAAUAAUACCAAUAAAACAUUACUUGUUA
Scophthalmus maximus (turbot) is the source of this 3329-nucleotide messenger RNA. It is a transcript of the gene phc1, whose product is annotated as polyhomeotic homolog 1. Gene Ontology annotation, molecular function: zinc ion binding; protein binding. The coding region runs from base 156 to 2531 and encodes 791 amino acids. The transcript has 14 exons. Gene Ontology annotation, cellular component: PRC1 complex; nucleus. The record is from RefSeq and is a predicted model, not a curated record. NCBI's taxonomy places the organism in Eukaryota, Metazoa, Chordata, Actinopteri, Pleuronectiformes, Scophthalmidae.